Scylla paramamosain (green mud crab) is the source of this 749-nucleotide messenger RNA. RefSeq names its product cuticle protein AM1159-like. Bases 145 to 567 code for a protein of 140 amino acids. Gene Ontology annotation, molecular function: structural constituent of chitin-based larval cuticle. The transcript is spliced from 3 exons. Lineage: Eukaryota; Metazoa; Arthropoda; Malacostraca; Decapoda; Portunidae. The record is from RefSeq and is a predicted model, not a curated record. Gene Ontology annotation, cellular component: chitin-based extracellular matrix.
ACGAAGAACAGCUGGAUCCCGUUCCUUCGAAAUUGGAGGUUAACGACGACCUUACGAAAGAGUUCCUCGCUACUGCAGCGCCUCGCUCGGUAUAUAAGUGCAUCCAAUGCUGAUGUGGGCAGCACUCAACGCCAACACCUCAACAUGAAGUUUGUGAUCAUCGCCGCCCUCGCCGCCGUGGCCUUCGCCGCCCCCGACAGGCCCUACAACCGCUAUGGCUCCGGAUCCAGCGAGGAGGCAGAGAUCCUGCAGCACGACUUCGAUCUCCAAGACGACGGCAGAUACAACCUGGACGUGAAGACCAGCAACGGCAUCUCUGUUUCCCAACACGGCAGCCCCGAUGGCCCCAAGGGCGCCGUGGUCAAGAGUGGAGUGUUCUCCUACACCGCCCCUGACGGCACCCCCGUUGAGGUCAGGUUCGUAGCCGAUGCCGGUGGUUUCCAGCCUCAGUCUGAUCUGCUGCCCGUGGCUCCCGAGUUCCCCCACCCCAUCCCCCAGUUCGUGCUGGACCAGAUCGCUAAGGCCGCCGAGGAGGACCGCAGGGGCUCCAGCAGGAGCUACGCUUAAGCUGAUAAAAAAACUGACCAUACGACUCUGAACAACGACAGACAGUCCUGAGGCACACGGGUUUCAGAGCCGCUGGCAAUGCACCUGAUAGAGUGUAGAGCUUGUGACACUGUAAUCCAGUGCAACUUUACUUAUUUAAUUAUUUAUUUAUCUAUGUAAAUAUAAGUCAUAUUUGAAAGAAA